CGUCAAAACCAGUGCGUUUACAGAAGUGAAAUUUUUUGUUUUAAUUUUAAUCAAACUACGACAGGCAAUGAAGCUUACAAUUAAAAUACUCAAGGGAGAAGAGUAUGUCGUUGAAACCACCGAAGAUUCCACUAUUCUGGAUAUCAAAGUUGAGCUAGAACGAAAAAGUGCGAUACCAGUGGAGCAUCAAAAAUUACUAUUGGUAGGAAAAACCUUGGUGGAUGAGAAAACGGUUGCUUCUUACGGCACUAUAAGGGACGGAAGCAAACUGACGCUAGUGGUGAAAAAACCGGACUCCUUACGAGAUGUAAUUCAGCGACAUUUCAAGAAAUACCUCCAGGAAGAGCAAUCUCAGCGAUUAACAAACGAGUUUAUGAAAGACUUCGACGGCAAGAUACAGCAGCUUAGUUUGGAUGAUUUGGAAAAGAUAGCGGGAGAUAUUUUGGCAAAGAAAGGACAAAGAGUGUGAUGGUAAAAUAAAAAGAUGUACUAACCUUAUAAAA
Malaya genurostris is the source of this 503-nucleotide messenger RNA. RefSeq names its product ubiquitin-like protein 4A-B. The record is from RefSeq and is a predicted model, not a curated record. Bases 68 to 469 code for a protein of 133 amino acids. Lineage: Eukaryota; Metazoa; Arthropoda; Insecta; Diptera; Culicidae. The transcript has 2 exons. Gene Ontology annotation, molecular function: protein binding. Gene Ontology annotation, biological process: post-translational protein targeting to endoplasmic reticulum membrane.